AUGUCACUAUUAAUACCAGGCCCAACGGCACCUGGAAAAGACAUUGAUGUGUACUUACGGCCUAUGAUUGAUGAAUUGAAAGAUCUAUGGACAAAUGGUGUCACCACUUAUGACAUCUCUAAAAAGGAGAGGUUUACAAUGCAUGCACCAGUGUUGUGGACAAUACAUGACUUUCCAGCAUAUGGAACACUUUCUAGAUGGAGUACCAAAGGAUACAAAGCAUGUCUGACUUGUAAUGAAGAUACUUCUUCCCAAGCUUUAAGAAUUGGAACAAUGUUGGACAUCAAAGGUAAGUCGAAGGAUACUGACAAGGCACGUAUGGAUUUAAAGGAUCUGAAUAUUCGAAAAGAAUUGCAUUUACAAGAAACUAGCGAUGGCUAUACUGUUAAUAUUUCAAAGAAUGUGAACAUUAAGGAUGGUAAGAUGUCAGGUUUGAAAACUCAUGAUAGUCAUGUUCUUUUGCAACAACUUUUUCCCGUGGGUAUAAGACCUUACAUUAAGAAAGAGGUUUGUGGAACAAUUAUUGAAAUGUGCAUGUUCUUCCAAAAACUUUAUGCACGAACUCUAUCUGUUUCAGACUUGGAUAUGUUACAAGAAGGGAUAAUACUUACAUUGUGUAAAUUGGAAAGAAUAUUCCCUCCAGCCUUUUUUGAUAUCAUGGUUCAUCUAGCAGUUCACCUACCAUAUGAGGCAAAAAUGGCAGGACCAGUACAUACUCGUUGGAUGUAUCCUUUUGAAAGAAAUAAAGCUCAUCCAGAAGGUUCAAUAGCAGAGGGUUAUGUUGUCAAUGAGGCAUUAACUUAUUGUUCAAUGUACCUUCAUGGUAUUGAAACUCGAUUCAAUCGGCCAGAACGUAAUAAAGAUGGUGAGAAUCAGAUUGCUUCGACUUUGUCAGUAUUCACUCAACCUGUGAAAUUGUUGGGGAAACCUCAAUUUGUUGAACUGAAAGAUGAUGAUUAUAAAAAAGCUCAUUGUGAGCACACCACACUAUUGCAAAACAGGGGUGUCACAAGUAUUCUGCAGGUACAAGAAAAGGAAUUUCCACAAUGGUUUGAACAAAGGAUAAAAUAUUUCAAUAGAUGUAAAUAUCCAAUGGUAACUGAUGAGUUGUACUCACUAGCAUGUGGUCCUGAUUAUGGAAUAAGAUCAUAUAGUGGAUGUGUAGUAAAUGGAGUUCGAUAUCGCACAAAAGUUCAUGAUGAUAGGCGUGUCACUCAAAAUUGUGGAAUUUGGGUUGUAGGUGAUCAUGAUGGUGAAUCUUGUGACUUUUAUGGGGUAAUAGAAGACAUUCUUGUGUUAGACUAUAGGUCCAAACACUCUGCUGUACUUUUUAGAUGUGCAUGGUUUGACACAAAUGUGAAAAAGAAAAAGAUGAUCACAGAGUUUCAAAUCAUAAGCAUUAAUGUCACUUCAUAUUGGUAUAAGAAUGACCCUUUUGUCCUUGCCUCACAAGCUAAACAAGUGUUUUACGUGGAUGAUUACAAGAUGGGUCAACAUUGGAAAGUGGUUCGAAAGGUGCAUCACCGUCAUCUGUGGGAUUUUCCAGACCGAUUAGAUGAAGGUGAUGAUCAUGGUGAUUCAUUUGAAGUUUAUGAGUUGGAUGCUUAUCAAGAAAAUGAUUCAAUGGACAUUCAAAAUUUAUUUGAAUCAAUUGAUAUUGAACGUCUUAAUCAUAGUGAGGCAGAGAGUGGAGAUUUUGAAGAUGCAGAUAGUGGUGCAGAGAGUGAAGAUUAUGAAGAUGCAGAUACUGGCACAGAGAAUGAAGAUAAUGGGGAGUACAAUGAGGAAACCGACAGUGAUAGUGAAGAUGAGUUGUUAAGUAAUGGUGAAACCGAUGAGGAUACUGACUCAUUUGCAUAA
Molecule: messenger RNA, 1860 nt
Organism: Ziziphus jujuba (common jujube)
Lineage: Eukaryota; Viridiplantae; Streptophyta; Magnoliopsida; Rosales; Rhamnaceae
Exons: 7
Coding region: 1-1860 (619 amino acids)
Source: RefSeq, a predicted model, not a curated record